CAGCAGCAGCAGCAGCAGCAGCAGAACUCGAAGGAGAUGGCAACUGUACGCAUCGUCGUGUGCGGCGACGAAGGCACCGGCAAGUCCUCCCUCAUCACCUCCCUCGUCAAGGACACCUUUAUCUCGCAUCGCAUACAGCCCGUCCUGCCCACCAUUACGCUGCCUCCCACGCCGGGCACCCCCGAAAAUGUCACAACCGUCAUAGUGGACACGUCGGCCCUGCCUCAGGAGCGCGACAACCUACGCAAAGAGCUUCAAAAGGCCAACGUCAUCUUGCUCGUUUACUCGGAUCACUACAGCUAUGAGCGAGUCGCGCUCUUUUGGUUGCCCCAAUUCCGCAGUUGGGGCGUCAACGUGCCCGUCGUGCUAUGCGCCAACAAGUCGGACCUCGCCAACGGCUCGGCGUCCAGCAUGGGAGCCAACAGCGCGUCAACCGCCCAUGUCAUCAACGAUGAGAUGCUACCUGUCAUGAACGAAUUCAAGGAGAUUGAUAGUUGCAUCCGGACCAGCGCAAAGGAACACCACAACAUCAACGAGGUCUUCUUUCUGUGCCAGAAGGCCGUCACACACCCGAUAGCGCCCUUGUUCGACUCGAAAGAAGGAAACCUCAAGCCGGGGGCAGUGGCAGCGCUGACGCGGAUCUUCUACCUGUGUGACAGAGAUCAGGACGGCUGGCUUAGCGACGGCGAGAUCAACAGCUUCCAACUCAGGGUGUUUGAGCGUCCGCUGGGCGAAGAAGAGCUGGCCAACAUCAAGAGAAACAUUCAAAAGUACGCUCCCGACAGCGCCGGAGACCGGGGAAUAGACCAGCACGGCUUCUUGCUGUUGAACAAGAUGUUUGCAGAGAAGGGCAGACACGAGACAAUUUGGGUCAUCCUGCGUACAUUUCAUUACACGGACUCUCUCAGCCUCAAGGAGAGCUUUCUGCAUCCCAAGCUCGACGUGCCGCAAUACGCUAGCGCUGAGCUCAGUCCCAUCGGAUAUCGUUUCUUCAUGGAUCUAUUUCUUCUUCACGAUAAGGAUAAUGAUGGUGGUCUAAACGAAAAAGAGCUCCACACCUUGUUCGCACCCACACCAGGAAUGCCCGCGUCGUGGGUCGACUCCAACUUCCCCUCGUGUACUGUGCGAAACGAGGCAGGCUACAUCACACUACAGGGCUGGCUCGCUCAGUGGAGCAUGACUACCUUCGAAGAACCGAGGACGACACUGGAGUACCUUGCCUACUUGGGAUUUGAGACAAAGGACCGGGGCGGCACGACGACAGCGAUUCGCAUCACGAAGCCUCGGAAACACAGAAGGAGACCUGCGCGUGUCGAGCGCAGCGUUUUUCUGUGUUACGUUGUUGGUGCCGCAGGAAGUGGCAAGUCUACCCUGCUGGACACAUUCCUGAACAGGCCCUUCUCGCCCACGUACCAUCCGACCAUCAAGCCGCGCAGUGCGGUGAACAGCGUCGAGCUCCAGGGUGGGAAGCAGUGCUAUCUGAUCCUCACGGAGCUCGGCGAAUUGGAACCGGCCAUCCUCGAGAACACGGCCAAGCUUGACGCCUGUGACCUGAUCUGUUACACGUACGACUCGUCCGACCCGGACUCUUUUGCGCACAUUGUCGAGCUUCGCAAGAAGCACGGCAAGAUGCUCGAGGACAUGCCCUCCGUGACCGCAGCGCUCAAGGCAGAUCUUGACAAGGCCGUCCAGCGAUGCGAAAUCCAGCCGGACGAGUUUGCCAGGGAUGUGCUGGGUCUGGGGCCGCCCAUGCACACCAGCGUGCGGUGGAGCAGCAUACAGGAGCUGUUCGGCCAUCUAGCGGAGUGCGCGAGCAUGCCGAGCCAGGCGCUGCCAAAGAGGGGGGAUGACGAAGUGGAUCGCACGAACGUGUAUUUCAUGGCCGGUGGAGUGGUCGCCGCAAUUGCAGUCGCUGCAGUUAUGUGGAAGAAGGGCGGGGGGAGUCUGGCCUGGAGUUAAACAGCGUGUAAGAAGAGCGUUGGCAGUAUUUUUGCUCAGUCAACGGCCCUUGCUCCACGUGGGCCAACGUCUAGACGGCCAUGUUUGACACAGGAGCAACAUCAUUCGCUGUUUCUGAGCCCACUUGAGCUUUUGAAACGGCCAUGCCGCUCGUACAGGACGGAAGCAUCAACGUGAAAAAGUGUACUGACGCAGAACAUUGUGCUGUACAAUUACGUGUAGCAUUACAAAUGUGAAACCAAAGCUCGGCUUCAACUGUAUUUUUAUCAAGAAAGGCGGGGCACUUCCUUCAAUUCGGGGAGGCCCCGGAUAACAAGAAUCCCAACAUGACAGACAGGUCAUAAAGUCACGGAUUUCUGAAAAUGAAUCCGCAAACACAGAA
Verruconis gallopava is the source of this 2341-nucleotide messenger RNA. RefSeq lists its product as uncharacterized. Gene Ontology annotation, biological process: mitochondrion organization; regulation of mitochondrion organization; small GTPase-mediated signal transduction. The record is from RefSeq and is a predicted model, not a curated record. Gene Ontology annotation, cellular component: mitochondrial outer membrane. NCBI's taxonomy places the organism in Eukaryota, Fungi, Ascomycota, Dothideomycetes, Venturiales, Sympoventuriaceae. The coding region runs from base 37 to 1959 and encodes 640 amino acids. Gene Ontology annotation, molecular function: GTP binding; calcium ion binding; GTPase activity. The transcript is spliced from 2 exons.